GUUCCUCCUCUAAUCAUUGCCGCCUCUUUAUUUGUUCCCCCAAAACAAGUUUUUAUUUUCCUCUGGAAGAUCCAAAUUCUUAUCCUCUGAUAUCUUCAAGUAUUUUGGAUUUGCACCCUGAAAUGGCAGCCUCUUCUCAAGCUGGGGAUAUUACCGUAAAGAGGAGCUGCGCGACAACUUCAUUCCAGAUCUCUUGCGAGCGUUAAAAAGAGAUAAUAUCAAGUUCUUCAUAGAUGACAACUUGGAGAAAGGUAGACCAAUAGAUGAUCUCCUCAAGAUCAUUGAGAACUCGAAAAUCGUGCUUGCCUUGUUCUCCAAGCGAUAUCCAGAAUCUAAGUAUUGUUUGGACGAGCUUCACAAGAUGAAGGAGCUCGUGGUGGACCGCAAAAUCUUUGUGAUCCCUGUCUUUGUCAACGUGACAACGAGACAAGUGAAAAAAUUCGAAGGUGUGUUUGGCAAAAAAUUCGAGGAGAUGAGAGCCGAACAUCCACACAAGAUCAAUGAUUGGAAAGAAGCUGUGGAAUUAAUUUCACAAAGAAGCGGUGUGGUCUGGAGCGAUGCUAGGCUUCCCAGCCCUGGUCAUCCUCGUUAUCCCCAGCCAUGUCCCAAGACGGACAAAUAUGUUGUGAGGGAGACUGUUAAGGCAAUUGAGGAAGAGCUGAUCCAAUCAUAUGGAAGAGCUCCUAAAGAAUCAAAUGAUGGCCCGUUUGCAAACUUUAUGGCGUCGAUCAUUAUGGCAUUUGGCAGUGGCAUCUUGCUACCUCGUAUGCUUUUCACUGAUAAGGUAUUCAUCAACAUUGCUUUCUGGUUAGUAGCUAUUCCUGUUUUCUUUUACGUCGUUCAGAUUCCUAAAGAAGACAUGAGGGAAAACAAAAAGAAAAAGAAAUAUUGAAGUGUACGUGUAAACUGGUUUGUCUAUAGUUGUGUGUUGAGUAAACAA
Molecule: messenger RNA, 940 nt
Organism: Eutrema salsugineum
Lineage: Eukaryota; Viridiplantae; Streptophyta; Magnoliopsida; Brassicales; Brassicaceae
Exons: 3
Coding region: 362-892 (176 amino acids)
Biological process (GO): signal transduction
Source: RefSeq, a predicted model, not a curated record